UACUUCUCAUGUGGUCAUCUUCUUCUUCUUAUUCAACCCUUUCCUCGCUCUAUACCUUCGUACACACAAUGUAUCUCGCCUAUCUCUGUCCAAUCCAAGUCAACUUAUCCACCCUGGUUCUCUCCAUGCUGGCCUAAGCUCCCCUGCCUCAGUUCGACUCAGACUCGGCCACGUUACACACCGUCCUCGCCGCCCCACACUUGACCCCACGCAAAUACUAUCGCUCAAUAGUUAUCUCCAUCAAUUAUUAAUAGUGCUGCUCUGCAUAUCCAUCAGAUUCCUCCCUCCGUCUCACACAACACACAGUUCCAGGAGAAAAGAGUACUAAAGUAAAAAUAGCAGAGUGACGACUGGUGGUUGAGACAAUCUCAAUGUGUGCGUGAUAAUCUGGGGGUGGCUGCUGAAUUCUGGAACAUUUUGUGUGAUUUGUGACAGUUUUAUACACACACACAUGUUUGCAUGUCUGUAGAGUUUCUUUGUUGAAAAAGGACAAGAGGAUAGGAGCAGGAAUCGAGACGGGGGAGCAGAGAAGAGACCGAGUUUGAUGCUACCUCCCCCUCCUCCGUAGAGUGCGAGAGAGUGGACAAGAUUUCCUCACCGCUGUAUUCGCGCAUGUCGUCGUCGACAGAGUUUGAGUCGACCUCCGACCCAGUGUCCUCCUCACCCGGCCUGCUCGUCGUGGAGGGAGGCGGAGGCAGUUUCGAGCACCCCCUCACAGCCGCAACCACGGCCAUGCUCAACAUCAACGGAGCCUCGGACGAGUCGCCGGGCGGCGGCUUCAACGUCUUUUAUGACAUUUACGGCAAGAAUCUGCAAGGCGGGGGCGGAGAGCUGCUCAAGAGCGACCACCGCGGAGGGGACAUUUGGUCCCCUGUGCAACAACAGCCCAAGUUGUCCAACUCGUCCCCCGACAUGACGGAAGUGUUUGUGACGGCGUCGUCCCCACUGAACCCCAAACUGACCUCGGUGCUGAGGUCGAACCCCAAGCUGAAGCUCAACAACGGUCACAACGCGUCCAACACGGACGGCGGAGUGAUCGUGGUGAAGCAGGAGGACCUCCACCAGCCCCACUCGCCAUCCUCCCCCUCGUCCAGACUCAACGGGAUUCUGGGGGUGGCCACGACGGACGCGGACGGCUACCCCGCCUUCGCCACCCUCAACCCCUCGCACUACGACUACUCCGGGGGUGGUGGGGUCAUCUCACAGCAGCAGUUCAGCCUCAGAACGGCCUCCUCCCUCGUCGGCGGCUACUCGACGGAACCCUACUACCGCGACUACUUCCCCCCAGACUACGUCCCCUCCAAUGCCACCCGGGUGAUUUCAGGCUAUGACGGACCCACGGGUGUGGAGAGCUACAGGGCCACCAUCGUCGGAGGACCCUACAAGAACCCCGUCACCAUCGACGUCAACUCCCCGGACUCGGGAAUCGGGGCGGAGAGCAUCACGCCGAGAGAUCACUCCACGGCGCAACCAGUGAGUGGUUUCGACUACAACGAGAUGGUGGGGCAAGGGCUGAUGGGUGAAAUGAGUGGGGCAAGUAGCAACGCCGGCUCGGCCACUGGUCGUUCCACGCCAGCAUCCACGCCCAACCAGAAAGCCACGCGACCCUGGCAUGAGUUUGGAAGAACCUCGGAAACGGAUAAGAUCCAGAUCCCAAAACUGUUCCUCAACUGCGGUUUCCGCUACUACUUGGAGUCUCCCAUCUCGACGAGUCAGCGGCGGGAGGAUGACCGUAUCACGUACAUCAACAAGGGUCAGUUCUACGGGAUCACGCUCGACUUUCUCCCGGACCAGGAGAAGCCCCUCAAGUCGCAAACCGUUAAGAGCGUCGUGAUGCUGGUCUUCCGCGAAGAGAAAAGUCCAGAGGAUGAAAUCAAAGCAUGGCAGUUCUGGCACUCGCGACAACAUUCCGUCAAACAACGCAUCCUGGACGCAGACACCAAGAACUCGGUGGGGCUGGUGGGCUGUAUCGACGAGGUUGCUCACAACGCCAUCGCCGUGUACUGGAACCCCCUGGAAAGCUCGGCAAAGAUCAACGUAGCCGUCCAAUGUCUCUCGACGGAUUUUAGCAGUCAAAAAGGCGUCAAGGGGCUGCCCCUUCACUUGCAGAUCGACACGUAUGACGACCCUCGCGACCCCAACUGCCCCAUCUACCAUCGUGGCUAUUCUCAGAUCAAGGUCUUCUGUGAUAAAAAGGGGGCGGAGCGGAAAACUCGGGACGAGGAGAGGCGCGCCGCCAAGCGCAAACUCACCGCGACCGGGCGCAAGAAGCUGGACGAGCUCUACCACACAGCCACCGAGAGGACGGAAUUCUACGCCAUGUCCGACCUCGCAAAACCACCCGUCCUGUUCUCACCCGCGGAGGACCUCGACAAAGUCAACUUGACGCCACUUGCCGAAUUCCACGGCUAUUACGGAGGAGGAGGAGGAGGAGGAGGAGGCAGCGCUGGGGGAAACUCUGACCCCGGCUCAGACUCGCCAAACAUCAAUUCAAAUCCUAAUGUUCCAAAUAAUGCUCAUCAUCAUCAUCAUCAUCAUCGUCCCCCCGGCGGCGGCAGCAGCAGCAACAGGAGCAGCCCUUCCCCCAGACCAGUUCCGCUCAAGUUUCACCACAACUUCCCUCUAGAGUCGCCCCCACCACCGACACCCCCGCCCCAGCCCACACAACAACCCUCCAUCAUCGUCAGGACGCCCAUCAAGCAGGAGAAGAAUCAGCUCCACCUGAGCAUGACACUCACGAAUGGUGGCAACAAGGACUCCUCCUCCAAUAAUUCGUCCACCUCCAUCCUCCUCGACCCUCACAACCCCCACGACCUCGACCACCACCACCACCAACACCUCCAACAACAACAGCACCAUCACCACCACCACCAACUCCAGCAGCAUGACCACCACGACCCCUUGGGCCAGCAGGACAACAGUGGCGACCCUGACCUCAUCAUCCCCAUGAAGCGCCUCCGCUCCUCCAUGCCCCCCUCCUCCGAACGCCUCAUGAUCUACGUGAGGCAGGAGGGGGAGGACGUCUUCACUCCCGUCCAUCUCGCACCCCCAACCACGCUCGGACUCCUCGCAGCGUUGGAGGACAAGUUCAAGAUAUCCAUGGGCUCGGUGAAGAAUCUCUUGCGGCGGAGUGGGAAAGGUGUCGUCGCUAAAGUGGACGACGAGAUGUUGAAGCAUUACUGUCACGAGGACACCUUUCUUCUCGAAGUGAAGGCCUCCGAGAACGAGGACGCUUUCGACGUCACGCUCGCCGAGCUCUGCAUGGAGAUGGUCGUGGAUGACCAGCAGCAGCAAGUCCACGACCAUAACGUCAUGGGCCACGGUGGGGGCGGGGGUGGUGGUGCAGGUGGGGACGACGACGGGAGCAGUGCUGGUCUCAUGAUCCUCCCAACUCAAGGAAUCCAUGAAUAAGUAACAACAACAGUCGUUCGAUCAACAUCGACAACUCUUCCUGUGAUUCUCUAAAAAACAAUUAAAUAAUACUUUUGAUACAUAUAAAUUACAACACAACUACCAAACAUGAGCUUGUUAAAUGUACAUAGUAGAAGAACAGACGGAAUAUUUUGAUUUAAGAGUUAUUAGCUAGCGUGCAACGUCUCUCAAAAGAGCUUCUUGUGGUGCAAUUAGAAAGAGUAUAAAAUAGUUUCUAUUUAAUAAGACUAGCCGUUAGCGGGUGUAGCCAUAUGCACGUAACUAAAUAGAUGUAGUACAUAUAAUAGAUGCAUAUAUUAAUUCUAUUCGUAGUGAGAGGCUACCAGUAGAUUUGAGGGGCCCCCACCACACCGCAAGAUGCUAAAUCCUAGUGUCGGAGGGGGCGGUGUGAUGGAGACCCCCUCUCAUUUAUUCCUAAUCUUAACUCCCCGUGUACAAAGUGAAACACCAAACGCGGGAAGAAUCCCCAUCAGUUAUUAUUCUGUGUUCUGUACAAAAUCCAGUAUGAAUUUUUUAUAAGGUUCCCCACCCCCUAAGCUGCUACCCCCUUUCGCUUAGUAGUGACGAUGAUGAUGAUGAUGAUUUUUGAUGAUAUUUUAUAACACGACGACAGCUUUAAACAACCGGAAGUGUAGUUUAAUACUCGGGAGCAGUGCCUACCUAAUGAUAUUACAGAUGUACAUAAAUAACAUAAAUACAAAGAAAAUACCCCAAAGCCCAAAUAGAUGAUCGAGUGCCAUAAGCAAAAUAAAGUGCCCAUCCAUAUAAAAAUCCAUCCACACAUGAUACGACUAUUUUUAUGCAAUACUAGACAGGUAAAAAUCGCAGAUAACAUAAUUUAUACAGAAUUGAACAGGCGAAGGUAUACAAAAGGUCAAGCAUACAUAAGUUGCGCCUCGUCCGCCGCCACGCCAAAUAUGUAGCAGCCAGCAGUGUCAGUUAGUGCUAAGUAAGUGCUACCUGUUAAACCUCUCUCUCUACUAAAAUAUCAGUGUCUCUCUAAAUUAAGUACUUAAGGUUUAUUGUCAGUGUGUAAUAAUAAUAAUAGGCAACGAAUUAUUAUCGUAGUAAUUAUUGCCCCGUGAGAAGGGCUCCCAUAAAUAUGUGUACAAAGACGCCCUUUAAAAAUGGAAUAUUAUAAACAUUCGUUAAUUCAUGAUGCUACCCAAACGUUCAGAUAAGAGUUAUAUCAAAAUAAGAGUACUAUUCAUUAAAUAAUUCAUUCCUCCGACUCAGAAUGCAUAUCACUGAUAUUAUUUUCAUUAUUGAAUCGCCAUUAAAUGUUAAUUAAGUUGUUGUUAGCGUUUGUGAAUAAAAAUAAAUACGACACAUUUUAAA
Molecule: messenger RNA, 4770 nt
Organism: Folsomia candida
Lineage: Eukaryota; Metazoa; Arthropoda; Collembola; Entomobryomorpha; Isotomidae
Product: protein grainyhead
Exons: 16
Coding region: 613-3411 (932 amino acids)
Biological process (GO): regulation of transcription by RNA polymerase II
Cellular component (GO): nucleus
Molecular function (GO): DNA-binding transcription activator activity, RNA polymerase II-specific; RNA polymerase II cis-regulatory region sequence-specific DNA binding
Source: RefSeq, a predicted model, not a curated record